Talaromyces proteolyticus is the source of this 1424-nucleotide messenger RNA. RefSeq names its product BEM46 family protein. Gene Ontology annotation, molecular function: palmitoyl-(protein) hydrolase activity. Bases 263 to 1192 code for a protein of 309 amino acids. Lineage: Eukaryota; Fungi; Ascomycota; Eurotiomycetes; Eurotiales; Trichocomaceae. The record is from RefSeq and is a predicted model, not a curated record. Gene Ontology annotation, cellular component: membrane. The transcript has 4 exons.
AGUUGUCCUGCUGUUCGGUGCAUAUUGUGAUACUCAUCUUUAUGCCCUCGCUGCGAGAAUCCGUUCCUGUCUGCCAUUGACUGGUUUGCAUCGCUCGCUUCAUCUCUGGAGGAAAUAUCUGCGCCCCUGUGUGUGCCUUGACAAUCCUGGGGGAACCAACAUUGCGCAUGCGACACCCCGCAAUGCUACGCGCCUGACCACGACCGCUAUCUGCAGUGCCUCCAGCUUCUGAAGAAGUAAAUCCAACUAUUCUCUAUCCACUAUGUCUGAAUCUCCGCCACCAUCGCCUCAAUGGAGCAUCACAACGAUGGCCGGGAACGCUAUCCAGUUCCUGCGCCUUCCCGUCCUCGCGUCCUCCGGUCUUGCAGUGAUCGCUAGCAGUCUGCUAUAUUUCAAACAAAAUGAAUUGAUCUAUCCACGAACUGUCCCCGUCGAUGCUCGCACCAACGUCCCCAAGCCAUCUGCAUUCGAUAUCUCCGAUUACGAGGAUCUCCAGAUCCCUACUCCCGACGGCGAGUCCUUGCAUGCGCUCUUCAUCCGUCCAUCCCGGAAAGAGCGGAGCCAAAAUGUGACUAUACUAAUGUUCCAUGGGAACGCCGGAAAUAUCGGGCAUCGAAUUCCCAUCGCCAAAGUUCUGACGCGCACAUUGAACUGCAAUGUGUUCAUGCUGGAGUAUCGGGGCUACGGGCUGUCGACUGGAACUCCAGAUGAGAAGGGCCUCAAUACCGAUGCACAGACCGCGCUCGAUUAUCUACGCCAUCGAGCCGAGACGAGAGAUACGAAGAUUGUAGUGUACGGACAGAGUCUAGGCGGUGCUGUGGCGAUUAAUCUUGUUGCAAAGAACCAACAGAAGGGAGUGAUUGCCGGACUCAUUUUAGAGAACACUUUUCUUUGCAUUCGCAAACUCAUUCCUUCUGUGUUCCCGCCUGCCCGCUAUCUUGCACGCCUUUGUCACCAAUACUGGGGCAGCGAGGAUGUGCUACCCAAAAUCGAAAAGAUCCCGAUCCUUUUCCUCUCUGGACUCAAGGAUGAACUGGUUCCCCCCGCACAUAUGUCGCAACUAUACGCAGUGUGCAAAUCGUCUACAAAAAUUUGGCGCGAGCUGCCCAAUGGCGGCCACAACGACAGUGUCGCCGAGCCGAAUUAUUUUGAUUACGUCAAAUCCUUCGUGAUUGACGAGGUUCUUGACUAGGCUAGAUUCACUGAUUUUUAUAUACCUACACCUACCUAUACAUAAGAGAUACCCCUUCAAGACCCUGCGAAAGACAAACUAUCGAGACCAAGUUUUGGGAUGUCUGAUCUUCUCUAGGGGCUCGACUUCAUUCAUUCCAUAUCAUUUCAUUGGAAUUACUUUUUAUACUUUCUUCGUGUUUAUGUACAUAUUGAUAUGGUCGUUAAUGAGAUUUGAUGUUUUUAUUAUUCGU